GGCCUCUACGCCGGAUUGACUAAACGGGGAGUCUGGACAAGAGUGAAGUGUAUAAAUACUCCCUCAAUCACCUCUCCAAUGCUACCUCACCACUACACUCAACAUCCAUCUCAUCUUAUCCUCAUUCUCACCAAGCUUUCAAAAUGCGCUUCUUCGCCCUCACCGCAGCUCUCAUUGGUGCAGUCUCAGCCUUGCCCGCUGAUGCUGUCCACCAAAGUGCCUCCAACUUCCUCGCCCCAGAGCAGAACAUUCCCGACACACCACCCGUUGUCGAGGGUAAAUCAGCCUUCACGAGUGGCACAGCCUCUAAGCGCGACACCGGCAUUGCUAUUUCUAACAAGAGCUUGUCCAAGCGUGCUACUCUGGUCGUGGAUGUGUAUUAUGAUUUGAAUGGGGCUGGGAGACACGAGGGACUCUAUACGGAUACCCAAAGGUGUUACAACCUGGGCAAUGGAUGGAAUGACCAGAUUACUUCCCUCAGAGUGCCCAACGGGUUUGGAUGCAUCUUCUACCGCAAUAAUGGCUGCGGAGUUGGUGACUACAGGCUCACUGUUCCUGGCGGGAACUUUAUCCCUGAUCUGAGGACGUACAAUUUCGAUGAUAUCAUCUCGAGCUAUCUGUGCUACAACUAGGCGGGUAUAAGAGCCUGCAAUCGUAGUCAGAUUUGCAAAUCUCGGGAUGGAGUGGUGAGGUUGGGUGUCUGCGAAGUGAGCAUAUGCGGCUAGAUGUCUCUACGAAUCAGUGUGUGGCUAUGGAAGGAUCAGGACACUCUUUUAAGCUCGAGGAAUGGAUAUCAUAGCUCAUCUUGCUGCUUUGAACGGUGAUGUGCUUCUAUGUCGCUCAAUUUACUGGUUGAGAUUAGUGAAUUCAGUUUGGGAACCUUAAAUCCACGCUCUCCAUGGU
Messenger RNA from Cucurbitaria berberidis CBS 394.84, 903 nucleotides. RefSeq lists its product as uncharacterized. The coding region runs from base 144 to 632 and encodes 162 amino acids. The transcript has 2 exons. The record is from RefSeq and is a predicted model, not a curated record. NCBI's taxonomy places the organism in Eukaryota, Fungi, Ascomycota, Dothideomycetes, Pleosporales, Cucurbitariaceae.